AAGCCAACUGGCAAUGUCAGAAACUGUGAGAACUGACAAGAGCAGUUCAAAGAACAGUUAUGGUGACCCACCAAAGAUCAAUAUUAGUCUUCCAGAGAUAUGUGAACUAACCCAGAGUUCUAAACGCUGGGAGAAUGUUCAACUCCCAAUUGACAUUCUGUUGUUAACAGUGAAGGACUGUGAGUUCUUAAGUUGCUACCAUUACAUUAAUGAUCCAUUCAGAAGCUAUUUUAAAGGGCUUGGUCACAUAUACUUUGGAAGCAUUGGUGAUGAUCAAGAUGUUAAACUGAAAGUUGCUUUGAUGAAAUGCUCAAAGGGUUCUAAAGUUCCUGGUGGUGCUUUGACUGUUGUAAAGAAUGCUGUCACUCAGCUGAGGCCAAAAGCUGUCUUUUCUGUGGGCCACUGUAUUGGUGUGAAUCAGAAAUCAACAAAGCUGGGGGAUGUGGUUGUAUCAGAAAAGCUCACAACCCUUUCCUAUCCGAAAAUUUCAAAGGAUGGAAAGAAAUUUUGUGGAUUCACAACUCCCAUAAGCAGAGACAUUGCUGCUGUUAUGCAAUAUGCAGGUUAUGGUUGGAAUCCACCCCUUGAAAAUCCUAAAGAAAGGAAAGUUGAAGUCCACUGUGGUGAGGUUCUGAGUGGUUCUGAGCCUGUACAAGCUGAAUGGCGACAAGAUGAACUAGUGAAGUCAUUUCCUGAAGCAAUUGCAAUUGAGACAGAAGGAGAGGGAGUUUUCAGUUUGGCACAUGAUCUGAAAACAGAGUGGGUUGUCAUCAAGGGUAUUUCAGGGUAUGCAGAUGGAACUGAAUCAAAAGAAAACUGGCAAACAUUUGCAAGUGUAACGGCAGCUUCUCUUGUUGUCAGCAUUCUAAACCAAUGCAGUAUUUUUGAAGAUUGGCCACAUUACAAAGGUAUUUCAACUGAUAGACAACAUUCAGCACUGAGUAAAGGAGUUCCGGGAGAGCCAUCCUGCUCAAGCGCCCAGUCUUCCGAACAGCAAGUUGUUUCGUCUACCAAAACAGCAGGUGAUAAAAGGAAGUCAUCAAACGAGUUAACAGACCAGGGCAUAAAGCUCUCAAAGCUUGAAGACUCGUCUGUAACGGGAUUUUUGAAAUGGUGCCAGAAUCAGUUGAGGGCGUUUUACAACACCAUGUGUCGAGUGAAAAUAACACCAUGGGACCCAGACAACACGGUACACAUUAAUGACAUUUACAUACAGUUAACGUUUUUACAAGACCACAGAAAACCUGACGGGACAACCAAAAAAAGACUGGGAGACAGCAGUGAAGUAUUUGAAGGUGACGAACAUCAUCCCAUCCGUAGACGAAUUCUAGUGUAUGGAAGACCUGGAAUAGGAAAGUCUACUUUCACUCAAAAAGUAGCUGUGGAUUGGGCAAAUGGCAAAAAGGAGAUUCUCAAAAAGUUCACUCUUUUACUGUUAAUCAGGUUACGAGACGUUUGUGAUAUUCCGGACCUCUGUAGCAUUUUGAAAACCGCUGAACUUUUGUCUGCUGAUGACCCGAUGGCAGUCGAUAACUUGUAUGAAUAUGUCCGUCAGAACCAGGAGAAAGUGCUGCUCAUUUUGGAUGGAUAUGAUGAGUACAGCGGUGGGAAAUCAUCUCCAAUUCACCAGAUUUGGAGAGGCGGGCAACUGAGAGACUGUUGCGUAAUGAUCACAACGUUGUCAGUGGAAGAGGAUGAGCUUAGAGUGCCAAGUCACGCCCAGUUUGAACUUAAUGGGUUCGAUAGCUUGAAACAGAAGAAACAGUUUGCAAGUAAGAUUCUUCCUGAUGAGAAGGACGUUAAAGGGCUACUUGAAUACCUGGAAGAGCAUGACCUCGAGGCGAUGGCAGAGAUUCCGCUACUAUUGUUGAUGUUGUGUCUUCUCUGGAAGAAGAAAAAGCAUCAAUCACCAACAUCUCGUGCGGAAAUUUACGUAGGAUUUAUUCAGACUCUCUGGGAUCAUAUGACAACUAAAGAAUCAGAAAACGUUGCAACAGAUAAAAGCAUAGAAGAAUAUCAAGAGGAACUUUGCAAAAUAGGAAAACUCGCUUUUGAUGCUCUUUUGGAGGACCGCCUUUAUUUAAACUUCAGCAAACUUCCGCAUGGUGAUUUCUUCGAGAAGCUUAUUCAUGUCGGUUUUUUCAAAGUUUCCAAAAUUUCCGCUUUGAACCGUGAGAAGAUCGUGUAUUUUCUUCACAAGUCCAUUCAGGAGUUUCUCGCCGCCUGGUUCAUCGUUCAAGAGGUGAAGGUUAAGAAGAAUGAAACCGUCACCUGCCUGUCGGGAAUGGAUACGUUUGAAAAAUCAAGGAAGAUGGGUGAAGUCCUAGAAUUCGUUUGUGAGUUGUCAUCAGAUGCUGUGGGCAUUGUUUUUGACCAUCUACAUUAUGUUGGAGAGAAAGAAGGUCUCACAAAUUACAAUUUUACUAGGACGCCUUCUGUCGAAGAUUUGUCUGAUGAACAAUACAAGUUUAUUGAACUCUGUGUCGAUUGUUUGUUCUGUUGUCCAGCCUCAGACAGACUAGCUGUGUAUUCUACAUUUCUCUCAUGUGUUAACCAUGUUGUAAUACUUAAUGAGAAACACUCGUCUACUGCUUCCAAAACGCACUUCUUCAAAUACACCACCAGCUCUCCAAAAUACUUAUUUUAUUCAGAUUGGGAGAGAAAAUAUGAUGGUCCUCUAUCCAUAUUGUUUGACUUGAGCGCGGUCGUUUUAACAUGCUCUGGAGAAAUUGAAGAUGUAAACAAAUACGCCGAUUUACGCGAUGCGGACUUGUUCCUCAAAAAGAGCGAAAAGAGAAACUUUAUCUAUCUAUAUCGCAUAACAGAUGCUGUAUUUCACUCUAAACUGCUUUCUGAAUUGAUACCAGCACCGGUUUGUUCGUUUCAGCUACCUGUGGAUAAUCUGGGAAAGAAUGAAGAUAAGAACAUUGCACUGUCUUUGACUGAGAACAGAUCUGACCAGAGACAACAACAUUGUUUGUCACUGGUGAGGGAGGUCAAGUUAUACAAGGUAACAAUUGAGGAGUUUGUUCUGUUGAAGAACUUGUUGCCUUUAUUAACAGCUCCUCGAAAUAUUGAUAUAUGGGGGAGCGUGACAGAUGCCUUGGAAGGUAAUUCCAUUGAAAGUGCGAUUCACGGAAUUAAUUUUACUUACAAUCUCCACAGUUUAAACCUUCGCAAUAUCAAUCCAACACCAAAGUGUGCUGUUUUUAUUGCUGAGUCACUGCACCACUCUCCAAACUUGCAUGAGCUCUGCUUGUCAUGGAACCCCUUACACAGCGGUGUAAGUCAUUUGGCUGAGAAUCUUCAUCACGCGCCACAGUUGACUGAUUUAGAGUUGCAGGAUGUACAAAUGGGAGAAAAGGAAUGUGCUGCACUGGCUGCCUCAUUACUGUACUUAAACAAUUUAAAAAGACUGAAUAUAGCAGACAAUGCACUUGGUCACGGGAUUAUUGAACUGGCCAAGAACCUGAACAGUGUACCCAAUCUGACUGAGCUGGACCUGUCGAAUACAAAUAUAGAGCUGAGCUAUCUUAGUCUAGGGUGCAAUCCACUUGGCAGUGGAGUCAGGGACCUGGUCCAGCAUCUCAGCUGUGUUCCUAAGCUGAAGUACAUGACCCUGUUCCUGGAUGGUGUUCAGAUGACAGAGACAGAGCUUAAAGAGUUGAUUACAACAGGAAAUAGAAGAAAUAUUAGAGUGUUCACCGAUUACCUUGUAAGUGUCUUUUUGAUGACACGUCGUCGAAAAGCUGAACUGAAAAAAAAAGGAAUAAUGUUCAGAAAAGAGCCAGGUGAUGAGGAUGAUGAUGACGAUGAUGAAGAUGAUGACGAGGAUGACGAGGAUGACGAGGAUGAUGAUGAUGAU
Messenger RNA from Pocillopora verrucosa, 3865 nucleotides. NCBI's taxonomy places the organism in Eukaryota, Metazoa, Cnidaria, Anthozoa, Scleractinia, Pocilloporidae. The record is from RefSeq and is a predicted model, not a curated record.